AUGACCCAGCCAACUUGUCAAUAUUUUCUAUUGAAAAACCCUCAUGAGCCUACAGUAAUCCCUCUAUCUUUCUUCAUCACAUUACUUUCAACUGUUAUCAAUUUUCUAGGAUUUUAUGUGAUUCUAUACAAAUCUAAAAAAGAAACGAAACUUUUUAAAUUCACACUUUUCGGAAAUUUGUUCACACUUUGGUUAUCUCAAGGAUUCUGGGCUAUCACAAUGAACACGAUGCCUCUAUUCCCAUUUCCGGCUCUUUACUCCUCAAAUCUUUUCAAUAAUAUUCUCUCUACUCACAGUGUAUUCCGCAUCUGGAUUGUUCUCUUGAGUUUUUUUGCAGUAUUUUUGGUUGGCCAAUUGAUAGUUAGACAUCGGAUGGUGGUUAGAGCAGAGAGUUUUUUCAAUUUUCCAAAUUGGUUUUACAUAGUGGUGGUAGCCGGUGGAUGGUCCUCCAUCACUCCUUUCCUACUGGCAGUUUGGAGUUAUUGUGAUACACCUGAAUUAGAAAAAAUAGAAUUCGUUCGAGAGAACUUCCCGGGUUGCUCAGAAGUUUUCAAUCUGCCCGGUGUCUUGAUCAUUACCAAUGUGAAUGCACUUUACGCUUUACUGGGAUUGAUGGCUUUAACUGGUAUCGCCGCUGAAGGGGUUUACAUAAUCUCAAGCGUCUUGAUGCUCUUUGAGCUCUCAAAACAAACCCGAAAAAUGAGCAACAACAACUUCAAUCAUCAGAGAAAAGUGGUCGUUGAUACCACUAUUCAGAUUGUCAUUAAAUCCACGUUUAUUUCAACAUGGGCUUUCUGGGCCGUGAUUUCCUAUUUUAUGAGUCCUCAGUUAGACACUAGAAUUGUCUCCACUACUAUCAACUGCUUAUUUGUUUUCGCUCCAAUUCCUGGUACCGUUUCCAUGAUUUUUCUGAAUUCGACAUAUCGAAAAUUUGUGGCCGAAAAUGUAUUGAGGAGAAAACGAUCGAAUGUCAGUCCGAGUCGUUAUGCACUUCCAAUGCAAGCAGAUUUAAAAUCUCAAUUCUUUUAA
This is a messenger RNA of Caenorhabditis remanei, 1029 nucleotides long. RefSeq lists its product as uncharacterized. NCBI's taxonomy places the organism in Eukaryota, Metazoa, Nematoda, Chromadorea, Rhabditida, Rhabditidae. The transcript has 7 exons. The record is from RefSeq and is a predicted model, not a curated record. Bases 1 to 1029 code for a protein of 342 amino acids.